Nicotiana attenuata is the source of this 1116-nucleotide messenger RNA. RefSeq names its product protein FAR-RED IMPAIRED RESPONSE 1-like. Gene Ontology annotation, biological process: regulation of DNA-templated transcription. Bases 1 to 1116 code for a protein of 371 amino acids. The transcript is spliced from 4 exons. NCBI's taxonomy places the organism in Eukaryota, Viridiplantae, Streptophyta, Magnoliopsida, Solanales, Solanaceae. The record is from RefSeq and is a predicted model, not a curated record.
AUGCCUAAUGAUUUCAAUGAAGAAGAUCUCGUAAUUGGUCCAAUUACUGGGAUGCGGUUCAGUAGUAAGGAUGUUAUGUUUGAUUUUUACAAAGAACAUGCAAGAUUAUCGGGUUGUGAUAGGUCUAGGAAACCAAGUAAUAAGCAUGUUACCAAGAAGAGGAACUGCCGUGCUAGAAUAAAUGGAAUCUUGGAGGAGGAUGGUUCAUGGCGUGUUUCAAAGGUGGUUAAAAAGCAUAAUCAUCAAUUGGAGCCAGCAUUAUCGCGAUUGAUGGCUGGACACAGAUCGCUUAGUAAGUCCCUUAAGAGAACUCUUGCAGCCAAAGAUAUUGCUGGCUUAAGACCCUCAAAAAAUAUAAGAGUCGCUGAAGUACUUGCUGGUGGCCCCGAAAAUCUUGGAUGUACACCAAAGGACUGUAGAAAUUAUAUUUUGAAGAGUAGAAAGCUUCAGUUGCAAGAAGGGGAUGCACAAUCAUUACUCAAGUUCUUCAGUGACAUGCAGCAAAAAGAUAGGGAAUUUUACUACUCCGUAGAUGUGGAUAGUUUUGGUCGACUUUGUAAUGUCGUAUGGGUUCAUUCACACUCUAAGGUUGCAUAUGAGGAGUUCCAUGAUGUAAUAUGCCUUGAUACCACAUACCUUGUGAAUCGAUACAAUAUGUCAUUUGCUUCAUUUGCUGGUGUCAAUCAGCAUAGGCAGUCCAUACUUUUGGGAUGUGCUCUUAUGUCGAGUAAGGAUAUAACAAGUUACAAAAUGGUGCUAUCUACAUGGCUUGGGGCUCUAAACAAUGUUCAUCCAUUAGCUAUCAUGACUGACCAAAGUUAUAGUAUUAAGGCUGCCAUCAAUGCACUGAUGCCAAAUACGAUUGCAAAGGCAGAAUUUAAGGCUUUAGUCCUUGAUAGCAUUAACGUUGCUGAGUUUGAGAGACGAUGGACUGAAUAUAUUGAAAAAUAUAACUUAGAUGGAAGGGAUUGGUUUUAUAAGCUUUAUUUGGAGAAGGAGAAAUGGGUUCCUUUAAGGAAACUGUACCAUUGUGAAAUCAGCACCCCUGAAGACCAUCAAGCAAUUGCUGGAAUGGAGAAUUACAUUAUCGCUGAUUAUUUCGUUCAGGAGCCUUAA